Girardinichthys multiradiatus is the source of this 1344-nucleotide messenger RNA. RefSeq names its product dynein axonemal light chain 4. Gene Ontology annotation, biological process: microtubule-based process. The coding region runs from base 146 to 466 and encodes 106 amino acids. The transcript has 4 exons. The record is from RefSeq and is a predicted model, not a curated record. Gene Ontology annotation, cellular component: dynein complex. Lineage: Eukaryota; Metazoa; Chordata; Actinopteri; Cyprinodontiformes; Goodeidae. Gene Ontology annotation, molecular function: dynein light intermediate chain binding; dynein intermediate chain binding.
AGAAUUGUAACCAAUAAAAACAAAGCUGGGUUACUGGGGGCGGGGUUAUCUGGACGUUCCUGCAGCUUGUUGAAGAUGUCUCCUUAACAACCGAUGCGAGAGUCAAACAGCAGAAGUUUUCGGUGGACAAACGUUUUGAGUCGGAAUGGCUGGGACUGGCGAGGGAAAGAAAGAAGAGGCCGACUACAAGAGACUGCACAGCUUCCCUCUCAUCAGACACACAGACAUGCCAGAGGAAAUGAGGGUUGAGACCAUGGAGUUGUGUGUAACAGCCUGCGAGAAGUUUGCCACAAAUAAUGAAAGUGCAGCUAAGAUGAUCAAGGAGUCCAUGGACAAGAAGUUUGGUAGCUCGUGGCACGUGGUAAUUGGUGAGGGCUUCGGCUUGGAGGUCACACAUGAAGUGAAAAACCUUCUCUACAUGUUCUUUGGUGGGAGCCUGGCCGUCUGUGUGUGGAAGUGCUCUUAGCGCCUCUUUGUCUGUGCAUUCUGCUUGCAGAUGUGGUCACUAUGCUGGGAGUAAACACCAGCUGCCAGCUGGACACUGGUUUCUUUUGUGUUGUGGCAGAUUAGUUUGUCCAAGCUACCAGACUGUGGCAGAGAAAGAAGUCCAUAAAUAAAAUAACGUUGGAUGGGAAUUUACUUUUAAAGUAAUUCAGACGAUGACUGUCACUUUGUUUGGUGGAGAUAAAAAUAGCUUCUUCCCUUUUCUGCCACUAUUCAUUUUCUUUACCCUCCAUUUAAGCCGUGUUCUGUUUUUGAACAUCAUCUCGGAUGCUUGUGUUUGCAUGUGCAAGUAAAUUCAACUUCUUCAAAAAACUACAGCCAGCCAGGGUUUCCAAAGUCCUUUAUCCUUCUUUUUCUUCAGGGAGUGCAUGUGUGUGAAUACAAAUGAUGUCCAUGUUGGUGUGUGUGCUGGACACACAUUUUUUCCUAAAAACAGUGUAUUGUCACCUUGCUCAUCAGUUUUGGGUAGAAUUAAUUUACUGUUUUUCCUGUUCAUGCCAUCCAAAAUGUUUCACACGUGUCUUUCUCUCGACAACGGCACUACUUUCAAUAAAUUUUGUAAGAUUUUUUUAUGUGUACAUAUUUUAAUGCAACUUGAAAGACAUCUUUUUAAAGACUAAGGGCUCAGAGUGUCCUGAGCCAAACAAACACUAAACCUGAUUCUCUUUUUCUCCUUGCUGAGGUGUGUGUGUAGAAAGGCCUGAAUAAUAUCACCAUGCUUGGAUGACAAUAGCAUUGUGAUUGUCUCAUGUUGAUGCCAGUUAUAAUGAUCCACUGCAAUGGACCAUUAUUUGUGAACCUACCUGAUUGUACAAUAAACUGAAAUGUGGAGAAAAAAAA